AUGGCCGACACCACCCCCGGCUCGGACGCCGCCCGGACCGGCAGCAGCCACGAGUACAUGCCCCCAGAUGUUCCCAAAGGGGUCGAAGGAAACCACCUCGAAAAUGGCGUUCCGGCCUCGCACCACGUUGACAUGAACACAAACCUGGAGGCUAGAAUCCGGAACCCGCUAAAGGGUCUCUCGUACGAGCAGCUCAUGAGCUGCGUUGAGGCGUUUGCGCACGAAAAGGGCCUGGCCGAGCACAUGCCGGCGUUGCGUAAAGGGGCGCUGGUGGCACAGGACCCUACCGGCUACCAAGACAUCACUGGCGAUGAGGCGCUGGACGAAGAUGAGAAGCGCGUCCUCCACGAUGAGGUCGCGCACAAGUGGCGCCUCCCCAUAAAGCUGUACCUGACCAUUGCGACUUGCUCCAUCGGCGCCGCCGUCCAGGGCUGGGACCAGACCGGCUCCAACGGCGCCACCAUCUUCUUUCCCGAGAUUUACGGCAUCGGCGGCGACAGUGCGAGAGACAAGCUGCUCGUUGGCUUGGUCAAUUCGGGCCCGUACAUUGGUAGCGCAUUAAUUGGGUGUUGGCUAUCCGACCCCAUCAACAACUGGAUUGGCCGUCGGGGAACCAUCUUCGUCGCGGCGCAUUUCUGUCUCUGGCCCGUCAUCGGCUCUGCAUUCAGCAAUACCUGGGAGCAGCAGCUGGCAAACCGCUUGCUGAUGGGCAUCGGAAUGGGCGUCAAAGCGUCAACGGUCCCCAUCUAUGCGGCCGAAAACUCUCCUGCGGCGAUUCGUGGCGCUCUGGUCAUGUCUUGGCAAAUGUGGACGGCAUUCGGUAUCAUGUUGGGCACCGCCAUCAAUCUGGCUGUGUGGAGCAGCGACAUCAACUGGCGGCUGAUGCUAGGCGCCCCCUUCAUUCCCGCUGUGCCUCUGCUCCUGCUCAUCUAUCUCUGCCCCGAGUCGCCGCGAUGGUACAUGAAGAAAGACCGCUAUUCAAAGGCCUGGGACUCGAUGCUGCGGCUCCGCCACCACAAGAUCCAAGUUGCCCGCGACAUCUUCUACAUCCACUCCCAGCUCGAGAUUGAGAACCAGCUGCUCCGAAACACCACUUAUGUCAGCAGGUUCACUGAGCUGUUUACGAUCCCCCGAGUCAGACGGGCAAGUAUGGCUGCCUUUGUCGUCAUGAUUGCGCAGCAGAUGUGUGGAAUCAACAUCAUUGCCUUUUACAGCAGCACCGUCUUCAAGGACGCUGGAUCGAGUGACCACGAGGCGUUACUGGCCUCGUUCGGAUUCGGCCUGGUCAACUUCUUCUUCGCGUUCCCGGCCUUUUGGACCAUCGACACCUUUGGCCGACGGUCCCUUCUGCUCUUCACCUUCCCGCAGAUGACGUGGACGCUGCUGGCCGCCGGGCUGUGCACGCUGCUGCAACAGGGCACGGCACGCACGGCACUGGUAGCACUAUUCGUCUAUCUCUUCGCGGCCUUCUACUCGCCCGGCGAGGGGCCGGUGCCGUACGCGUACAGCGCCGAGGUGUUUCCGCUGUCGCACCGCGAGGUCGGCAUGGGCUUCGCUGUGGCCACGUGCCUUUUCUGGGCGGCGGUGUUGAACAUCACGUUCCCGUUCCUGCUGCAGUCGCUGACCACGGCUGGCGCCUUCGGCCUGUACGCGGGCUUCAAUGUUGCCGCCUUCAUCAUGAUCUUUUUCCUCGUCCCCGAGACCAAGCAGCGCACGCUCGAGGAGCUCGACUACGUUUUCGCCGUCCCCUCCCGCAAGUUUGCCCUGCACCAGAUCGAAGAGGCCCUGCCGUACUUCUUCAAGCGUUGGGUCUUCUUCCGGCGCAGCGCCACCCUCAAGCCGCUGUACCAGUUUGACCAGGAGCACAAGAAGAAGAAGUCUACCAGCAGCGACGUUAGUGUGGCGCAUGCGGCUAAUGGGGGACACCAUGUCAACGGAGCGGGGGGGGGGUUGACGGGGAGAAGACGAGACUGGAUGGCGUGUGAGAUGAAGAGUGGGGUAUGA
Messenger RNA from Lasiosphaeria miniovina, 2004 nucleotides. RefSeq lists its product as uncharacterized. The transcript is spliced from 9 exons. The record is from RefSeq and is a predicted model, not a curated record. Bases 1 to 2004 code for a protein of 667 amino acids. Gene Ontology annotation, molecular function: transmembrane transporter activity. Gene Ontology annotation, biological process: transmembrane transport. NCBI's taxonomy places the organism in Eukaryota, Fungi, Ascomycota, Sordariomycetes, Sordariales, Lasiosphaeriaceae. Gene Ontology annotation, cellular component: membrane.